UGAGACAAAAUGGUUGACUUUCAGUCCAACAUCGACGACGGUCUGACCUCUUGUGCUCUGCCUGGGGCCCACCGGAGUUCCUGACGCAGUUUUGACCAUUGGGACGUCUGCUAGUUAUGCAAAAAACAGAGAAGAAACGAAUAAGAGAUUGAAAUAAUUACGAUAAAUUGCCUCUCCACGGGGUGGUGGGAGUUGGGUGUCCCCAUGCACCUCAUCACUCAGCGCCCAUUAAUUGUUCAACUUCUCGACUCCAUCAUGGCUAAAGGAUAGGACCAAAGAAAUAGCAUCACAGCAACACACAAUAUAACUGGAUAACUGGGGUUGCUGUGGCUGCUGAGAUCCAGCUGGAGGUAACAGUAGGACACCACCACCACCACCAUCAUUGUCUGUGCUUCUGCUCCACCACCAGGAGGUAACAGUAGCACACCACCACCACCACCAUUGUCUGUGCUUCUGCUCCACCACCAGGAGGUAACAGUAGCACACCACCACCACCACCAUUGUCUGUGCUUCUGCUCCCCCACCAGGAGGUAACAGUAGCACACCACCACCACCACCAUUGUAUGUGCUUCUGCUCCACCACCAGGAGGUAACAGUAGCACACCACCACCACCAUUGUCUGAGCUUCUGCUCCCCCACCAGGAGGUAACAGUAGCACACCACCACAAGACAACGCUCUGCAUUAUUUUUCUACGUCACAGGACAACGUCUGCAGUCGAUGGGAGGAGAUAACCUUCGCACAAAUUGCAUGAUUGUAAAGAUGAAACCUCACCAAUGUCCAGAGUGUGGAAAAAGAUUUGAUAAACUUAAAUAUAUGAAUUAUCACAGAAAAGUUCAUACGAGUAUUAAACCUUUUGAGUGUCUAGAGUGUGGGAAGACAUUCAGCCGUUUUGAUCAUAUAGAAAGGCACAGGAUGGUGCAUACUGGUGAUAAACCUUACGAAUGUCAUGAAUGUGGGAAAACAUUCAGCCGUCUUGAUUAUAUGAAUCAGCACAAGAUGGUGCAUACUGGUGAUAAACCACAUGAGUGUCCUGAGUGUGGAAAAAGGUUCAGUCUUCUUGGAAAUAUGAAUCAGCACAGGAUGGUGCACACGGGUGAUAAACCUUACGAAUGUCCAGUGUGUGGCAAAACAUUUAGCCGUCUUUCACGUUUAAAAAACCACAGGAUGGUUCAUUCAGGUGAUAAACCUUACGAAUGUCCAGUGUGCGGGAAAACAUUCAGCUGUCCUAGUUAUUUAAAAACACACAGGAAGAUUCAUACUGCUGAUAAGCCUUUAGAAUGUGCUGAGUGUGGAAGAAGCUUUACAGAACAUAGCAGUUAUUCUAGUCAUAUGUUAAUGCAUACAGGGGAUAAACCUCACGAGUGUUCAGUGUGUGGGAAAACAUUCAGCUGUCUUGGUAAUUUAAAAAGGCACAGGAUGGUGCAUACUGGUGUUAAACCUUUUGAGUGUACCGAGUGUGGAAGAGGCUUUGCAGACCGAUGUAGUAUUAUAAAUCACAUGUUUGUGCAUUCAAGUGAUAAAUUUUAUGAGUGUCCAGAGUGUGGGAAAAGAUUUGAUAAACUUAGAUAUAUGAAGAAUCAUAGAAAGUUUCAUAUGGGUGUUAAACCUCUUGAGUGUGCCGAGUGCGGGAAAAGAUUUACUGAACGCAGGAGGAUUAUAAAACACAUGUUAGUGCACACUAAUGAUAAACCUUUCGAAUGUCCAGAGUGUGGGAAAAGAUUUGGUAAACUUAGUUAUAUGAAAUCUCACAGGAAGGUUCAUCCGGGCGUUAAACCUUACGAAUGUGCCGAGUGUGGGAAAACAUUCAGCAGUCUUUCACAUAUAAAAAGACACAGGGUGAUGCAUACUGGUGAUAAACCUUAUGAGUGCCCAGUGUGUGAAAAAAAAUUCAGCCGUCUUGAACAUAUGAAAAGGCAUAGGAUGGUACAUACAGGUGAUAAAGAUUUUGAACGUGCCGAGUGUAGAAGAUUUACUGAAAGUAGUGGAAUUAUUAGGCACAUGAUGGUGCAUUCAGAUGAUAAACCUCAUUAAUCCUGGUGUCUUGUCUCUAGGGCAGCAGUUCUUAUUUUUUGUACUCUUGAAAUAUUUCCGGGUCAUACUUUCGAUACUCACACAGGCACUUCAUUGUCAGCUGAAAGGAGACAAUAGCUGACAUUGCUCUUGAUGCUGGUUAAAUAAGAAAAAUUAAACACAAAAAAUUACUUGAUAUACAUUUACAUGUGAUUUCAAUUUGCCUACAGCCUGACAGGGGGCCCUGACAGUUGAGUGGACAGCGCUUCGGAUUCGUAGU
This is a messenger RNA of Procambarus clarkii (red swamp crayfish), 2291 nucleotides long. NCBI's taxonomy places the organism in Eukaryota, Metazoa, Arthropoda, Malacostraca, Decapoda, Cambaridae. The record is from RefSeq and is a predicted model, not a curated record.